GGCACUACUGCGGCUCGGCUUCCACGCGCGCUCGUGCAGCUGUCUCCUCGCGCUCGUCUUGUUAUGUUGGAGGCCAAUGCUGCUACCUUCCACUCAUCAUCACAGCCCUCGCGCGGAAGGAGAAGCCUUUUGUAAGCUGCAAGCCUUGCUGAGAAUGAGUCCCGCAUAACUCCGGCUGUUGUCGCUGUCUGCCCCCUCCUUUCUCUUUCUUUUUCCCCUCUCCCGCGCUCUCCAAGUUGAGUCAUUGUACCUAAGUAUGGUAGAUAAAGGCCCCUUGUUGACUUCUGCCGUUAUUUUUUACCUGUCCAUUGGGGCGGCAAUUUUUCAAGUCCUGGAGGAGCCCAACUGGAAACUGGCUGUAGCUCAGUACAGUGCCCAGAAGGAUAAAAUACUUGAGGACUAUCCCUGUCUGACGAAAGCUGAUUUGGACAGAAUAUUAGAGGUGGUGUCCGAUGCUGCAGGCCAAGGCGUCACUAUAACUGGCAGCAAGACCUUCAACAACUGGAACUGGCCAAAUGCUGUUAUCUUUGCAGCCACUGUUAUCACUACUAUCGGAUAUGGGAACAUUGCCCCUAAAACCUCAGCAGGCCGUGGAUUUUGCAUCUUCUAUGGAUUGUUUGGUGUGCCUUUAUGUCUUACCUGGAUCAGUGAGCUAGGAAAAUUCUUCGGUGGUAGAGCCAAGCACCUAGGCCAGUACCUAACCAAAAAAGGAUUUUCACUGAGAAAGGCUCAAUUUACCUGCACAGCUCUUUUUCUCCUCUGGGGUGUGCUGGUCCAUUUAGUCCUUCCACCUUUUGUGUUUAUGUACCAAGAGGGUUGGUCAUAUAUUGAAGGCUUGUACUUCUCAUUUGUCACCUUGACCACAAUUGGUUUUGGGGACUUGGUAGCAGGUGUGGAGCCGAAUAAAGAAUACCCAGCUCUCUACCGUUACUUUGUGGAAGUGUGGAUUUAUCUGGGGUUGGCUUGGCUUUCUUUGUUCUUCAACUGGAAAGUGCGGAUGGUGAUUGAGGCCCACAAGGCACUGAAGAAACGGCGCAAGAUGCGCAAGCUAUCUCUCGAUGAGCUCCGACACUACAAAGAGUCUCACAAGGCUACUCCUCGUUUGUCUCCCACUCCCAAUGAUGUCAACAUCUUCAGCUUCCUGUCCAAGAAGCAAGAAGGUUACAAUGACUUGAUUAAGCAGAUUGGCAGCAAAAAAGAUGUCAGACACAACGGCACCAGUGACAACGCCAUCAAUAAAGCUAAAGAGAUUAGUCGCUCUAAAAGUUGCAAUGAUGCGCCCAUGUUUAAUAGUCACACCAUCCUCAGUCUGGACCGUUCACCACGGCAAAAGAGACGCUAUAGUUUCAGUGACCGCGUCACUGUUGCCUUUUCAAAGUCCAAGAACUACCUCCUGGGCUCGGAUAAUGGUUUGCUGCUAACAGAGGACCAUGUAGAGGGUGACCUAGAACUCGACCAGGACCAAAUGUAUGAGAACCAGCUUGACAAGGAUGUCGACCUAGAGAACGGAGGAGUGGGAGACUGUGGAGCAGGUGGUCGCAGGACAUGGGACUCUAAAGAGUACCACCCCUUAACGUUCCAAAAUGCAAACAUCACUUUUAUAGACGAGGAGAACUUUCUCAGCAAUAACUUGGAGGAGGAGAAUGACGACGAUGAUGAUGAUGAUGACGAUUCUAAAGCAAAACUGUCCAUUACCACAUGUGAUGAAAACAUUGAAACAAACUCCAAAGAGGAAGAGAGUUCUGAAUCUGAAGGGUCUGUGUUCACCAGUGACUGCUCUGAGCACAGCCACUCCUAUGAGAAACUUGUAGAGGAAUAUGCAAAGGAAGAAAACACAGACUCUUGAUCUCUGGCUGUUGGUAUUGAAGUGUAUGUAUUCGAAUUAGAAUUGUUGGAACGAAUACCAGAAUUCCCAUUGCACUUUUCAGACCAAGAUGAAACUCCAAAUGGAUGUUCUGUUUUUAUCUGAGAAAUGAUAAUAGACAUUAUUUUAACUAUUUCUAAGAGCUGAGCUUCUUAUAAACUCUCCAACAAACCUUGGUAUGGACAACAGAGAAUGGCAUGUAACCCUAUGAGUAUUUCACAUCUGCUCUAUUUAUGUCUUUUCAUAUGGUUUAAGAAACCAAUAACUAUUUUCCACAAGUCCUUUUUUCUACUCAUAGGUUGAUAAGAAAUUAUGUGUGGAAAUGUAUUCAGUUUCCCAUAGUUUCUUCUAUGCAUAUUCACCAUAUUGGUGUUUUUCUAAUAUUUAUUAAAAUGAAGGACAUAGUAGCUUUUAUUCACUGGCUACAUGGGUUCUCCCAUUGCACAAUUCCACCAAAUUAGAACAGUUCAAAGUUCAUUUCAGUGCAGAUUGUCUUUUAAAACCUGAGCCAAAAGUUUGUCCUUAGAGAAAAAUGAGGUUAAGGGUCAGUUCUUCUCCUUGGGUGUUUCUUGGGUGAAGUCCUUGAUAACUUUUAUUUUGACUGUAAGGAACAGAAUUGUGAGUGCACAAGAGGUCAUUAGUGAUGCAUAGGCACCCGGGAGUCGAGAACCAGCAAAAGUAAACUUUAUGGCAAAAUCUGAACGUCCUGCCAGAGAGACACACUAAGCUUAGAUUUAUUUUCCUGUUUUUAACACCUCUGUUCCAAGCAACGGUUGUAAACCGUUGUCUGCUUUGGAAAUGAUCCUCCCAUUGUAACGUACAAUAGACAUCUGUCAGAAUGGGAGCUGGUUUAGUGGGCACAUACUUUACUGUUGUGUUUUGCUGCUGACAGCAUGUCAGAUGUCAAUCCUGAGCCAUCUACCAUGGCAGUGCAUAACAAAACCUUGACAGCCACGAUAUUCUCACUUUUUGUCUCUGUAGCACCCUUUCACUUCAUUGUAUUUGCCAUGUAAAUAUUGGCUGAAAGUCCAUCAGUAGUCACAAACACAGCUCUGCUCAGGACAUGGCCUUGCUACUCAUGUUUGCCUUUGGGGGUUUGUACCGGCGUGAAUGACUGAAGUACCGCUAAUGCCGGGCUGCCAAGGUUAUCUUGUAACAGAUCGAUGCUCUCUUGACGUAUGUUUUAGUCAUGAGACAUAAAGUCAGCAGUUGGUGCCCUCAGUUACUGUAAAAUAUUUCCCUGUGCUCUCAUGUGACACACAUCUGUUGUUAGAUGUCAGCUGAUGGCUGUGAGGUGCCUUAAAUCCACUGCAAUAUAGAGGGAUAUACUGCACAAUGUAACAUCUGUUGAAUGUACUUUGACUCAUUCACUAUAGGGUUAAAUCUUGCAUACAUGGUGUUUAUGUUUUCUCUUCUCCUCGUCUUUUAUUUGAUCACAGGGCCACCACUCUUUUCUAUGUAACAUUCUCCCUGUCUCUCGAUCUCGUAUUUUCACCGGUAGUUCUUAAUGUCUUUGUGCAGCAUUGUUAUGCAGCCAUGGUACUUAUCUGGACUAAAUUUCAAGCAUGUCUCUAGAUUAUUGACUAAGAACAGGUAAGACUGGUUGAACCCAUUGUCCCAAGUUUUCCUCUUGGUGUUGCUUCAUUGUGUAAAACUCCAGUACAGUUGUUUUUAGUGUACUCUUUUUUUAAUGAUUUAAAUUAUUUGUUUGUACAAAUGUGGAUAUGAAUUUCAAACAAAAUGGUAUAUUUCAUGUAAAUAAACAUUUAAUAAAACUUGUGUUUUUGUGAUCAAUAUUUCAA
This is a messenger RNA of Chelmon rostratus (copperband butterflyfish), 3666 nucleotides long. RefSeq names its product potassium channel, subfamily K, member 5a (gene kcnk5a). The record is from RefSeq and is a predicted model, not a curated record. Bases 257 to 1846 code for a protein of 529 amino acids. Lineage: Eukaryota; Metazoa; Chordata; Actinopteri; Chaetodontiformes; Chaetodontidae. Gene Ontology annotation, biological process: potassium ion transmembrane transport; stabilization of membrane potential. Gene Ontology annotation, molecular function: potassium ion leak channel activity. Gene Ontology annotation, cellular component: membrane. The transcript is spliced from 5 exons.